Molecule: messenger RNA, 855 nt
Organism: Solanum verrucosum
Lineage: Eukaryota; Viridiplantae; Streptophyta; Magnoliopsida; Solanales; Solanaceae
Exons: 3
Coding region: 1-855 (284 amino acids)
Source: RefSeq, a predicted model, not a curated record
AUGGUAACCUCUUGGAUUUUGAAUUCCUUAUCACCAGAUCUAAGGGAUAGUCUGCAGUACGUUAACAAUGCACAGGAAUUAUGGGCUGAAUUGGAAGAAAGGUAUGAUCAGACUAAUGGUUGUAAGCUGUACCAGCUUCAAAAGGAGAUAAAUGAUCUUGUCCAAGGCACCUUGGAUGUUACUGGAUACUACACAAAGAUGAAGAAAUUUUGGGAAAAGAUGAGCACGGUCGAUGUAAGCUCUCAAUGUAGUUGUGUUUGCACUUGUGGUGGUAAGAUAAGGUUGGUCAAAGCUGAACAAGAUAGAAGACUCAUACAAUUCUUGAUGGGACUGAAUGAAAUGUACACUGUCAUCAGGGGAAAUAUUCUCAUGAUGAGUACCCUGCCUAGUAUGGCACAAGUUUUUGCCAUUUUGUCUCAAGAGGAAAAACAGAGGGAAGUAAGACCUCACAACCACACAGCUUUGGACUCAACUUCACUGAAUGCUCUUGCCAAUAGUAAUUCUAGCACCAGCAGGAGUUCCUUGUUUUGUGAUUUCUGCAAGAGCACAGGUCACACAAGAGAAAGAUGCUACAAACUUCAUGGAUAUCCAUCCAACUCGAAGUUUUCCAAGGGGAAGAGUGUUGGUUUUGCAGCAAAUAUGUGCACCUCUGAGAAUGAUAGGAACCACUGUGAAGAAGACCCUGAGUUGAGGAAACAAAUGCCUUUGAACUUGUCCAAAGAUCAGUAUGAACAACUGCUCAAUCUUUUGGGAUCCCUGCAGGUUGGACAUGGAGCUCCUAACUCAGACAACAUGCUAAGUGGAGCUGUGAAUCUGGCAGGGCCCUUCUCUGAAGAGCCCUCUGGAACUUGGUAG